Messenger RNA from Osmerus eperlanus (European smelt), 3366 nucleotides. RefSeq names its product programmed cell death 10a (gene pdcd10a). Gene Ontology annotation, molecular function: protein kinase binding. The coding region runs from base 576 to 1208 and encodes 210 amino acids. Gene Ontology annotation, biological process: regulation of Golgi organization; positive regulation of MAP kinase activity. The transcript has 8 exons. Lineage: Eukaryota; Metazoa; Chordata; Actinopteri; Osmeriformes; Osmeridae. Gene Ontology annotation, cellular component: FAR/SIP/STRIPAK complex. The record is from RefSeq and is a predicted model, not a curated record.
ACUUAAUAGACCUUUCACACAACUUUUUUACCGGAAAUACUCAAUCGUUGUGGUAAUCUUCUUCCUCUCCGCAGACUAUAAUCAGAGCCCGUCUACGGAGAGCCUGUCCACUCUCUAUUAAGCCAGUGAUAUUUAAAAACUAUUUUCCAGAACAUUCCAGAUUCAGAGCUGAGUAAACCUAGAGUAACUUUUAGAACGUAGACACCAAGGCCCAUUAACACAGGCGGGACUGGCCACAGCAGACCGAGUUCUCUGUUGGGAGGUACAAUGUCAAGAGGGAACCACUGGUGAACCCCUGGAAGGUGCCGAUGCAACCAUUACAGAUCCAAAUGGGCCUGAUGAAACAAUUUGUCAGAGCUCUAGAUAAGGAGUCGACAGCCUUCAAGUACCUUCAAGACAUCUUCCCUAAACUGUCUGAGGCAAAGGUCAAAGCCGGUGUCUUCGUUGGACCACAGGUCUUUCUACACCCCCUCUCUCUGUCAGUGUGGAGUGCUGAGGUGUGCCUUAGUUGAUCUCGCCAGACGCAUGCACGCUCACACACACACACUCUCACACUCGUCUGUUGUCCGACAAGGAUGACCAUGGAAGAGAUGAAGAAUGAAGCAGAGACGACCUCAAUUGUUUCCAUGACGCUCUACGCCGUCAUGUUCCCUGUUUUUAAUGAGUUGGAGAGAGUAAACCUGUCGGCAGCUCAGACUCUGAGGGCAGCGUUCAUAAAGGCAGAGAAGGAGAACCCAGGACUGACCCAGGACAUCAUCAUGAAGAUACUAGAGAAGAAGAACGUGGAGGUCAACUUUACAGAGUCACUCCUGCGCAUGGCAGCAGACGACGUAGAAGAGUAUAUGAUUGACAGGCCGGAGGUGGAAUUCCAGGAGUUGAAUGAGAAGGCCAGGGCCCUGAAGCACAUCCUCAGCAAGAUCCCUGACCAGAUCACAGACAGGGUGCGCUUCCUGCAGACUAUCAAAGAUAUUGCCAGUGCCAUAAAGGAGCUGCUGGACACUGUGAACAUCGUUUUCAGGAAAUACCAGUAUCAGAACCGAAGGGCACUGGAACACCAAAAGAAAGAGUUUGUGAAAUACUCAAAGAGCUUCAGCGACACGCUCAAAACAUACUUCAAAGAUGGAAAGGCGAUAAACGUGUUUGUCAGCGCCAACCGGCUCAUCCACCAAACCAACUUAAUACUGCAGACCUUCAAGACUGUGGCAUAGGAGCACGCUAGUUACACACACACAUACACACCACAGCUUUUGACAGAGAAUAGAAAACCAUGUAUGUACAAUAUAAAGACUUCCUUUUUUGAACUGUAUAAUUUAUACUGUAUGUCUUGCAUUAUUGAGGGGUGGGGGUGGGUUUCGGCUGUUUGAGGCACGUUGUUGCAUAGUUUUUGCCAGAGGUUUGUCCAUAUUUCUUUUUUUUUUUAUUGAAUAUUUUAUGUUUUCUUGAAACCGCCACAGAGAAGCUUGAGAUUUUUUGGGGGGGUUAUUUUAAUCCUUCUCACUCCCUUCUACCUUUCUUUCAUGCACUCUUAUCUGUAACCAAGAUACCCUCACAUCUUUGACACGUUUGGAUUAGCUGAAGCAAUAUGGUGGUAACCCCCCAAUCCUAACUAGUUCGGCUAUUUCCCAUCCAGACCAUACAGGUCUGCCUAGGAGUCCACUAGCCCUGCUCCCACUUCCUGUGUGUGUGUGUGUGUGUGUGUGUGUGUGCGUGUGUGUGUGCGUGCGUGCGUGCGUGUGAAAGACUGAGCCUUAAUCCGGCCUUAAAACAACCAUGUGUAAAUAACUGCUUUCUCUCGCAUUCCUGAGCAACAAGACGUGAUAAACCACGAGUCAUGUAUUUAAUAAAAAUUAUAUUUUCCGGUUGCAAACAAAAUGUUCCAAUAAAUAGUUUUUUUUGUGUGGAAAAUAUUUUAAAUUGGUCUGUUGUGUUCUUGGUAUUCAGCCUGUAAGUCAGUGAACUGUUGAGACUGUUGCUUGCCUUUCGAUUUUUAAGCAGCAUCCCCCCACUCCCCCCCGAAACCAUUUCCUGUGGCAGUGUGCUUUUCUCCAUGUACAGUAGUAGAUUCUCCAUGGUGGAUUUCCAAGCUAUUCUGAGUCUCUCCCCGUUUCCACCAGCUCCUGUAAUCCAAUUCUAAAACCGUUAAUUCUUAAAGCUUUAUUAUUGAAAUCGCUGAGACCUCAUUUCAGAUCCUGUCGCCGUUGACGACCGCUGUAAUCAGCUAAUUCAAAUUAUUCCAGGCCAUUAAGUGAUAGGGAGGGAUCAGUCACGGUCACUCGAGUGUGAGUGUGAGAUCAUUACAGCAGAAGUUAUAAAGUGUAUUUUAUUUGCGUGUCAAUGUGAGAGGCAGUGUGUGUGUAUGGUGCCAUUGUGUGUAGUAACUUCAUCCUCAGAGACAGUUUUUCCCAAUUAGCUUUCCGAUCUUGUGCAUGGUGCAAAAUGUUUGUGUGUGUGUAUGAGAGAGAGAGUGGAAGGGGAGGGAGGAGUCUUCAGGGGGGUAUUCUAAAAACAUUUAAACGUCCCUCUACCAAUGUGUGUUUGUAUAUUUGUGUUAAGUGGUGGUGAUUGUCAAAACAAUGUGAGUGCUACAACAGGACAUGUAUCGUCUUUAUGACUGACAAGGGAAUGUUAGUGUGUUUCUGUUGUGUGUAGCUACCGUACUGCAUAUGUGUGGAAGGUAAUUGUACCCGUUUCCAAGAUAAGCUCCUCUAGUGCCCAAUCUGUGAAUAGAGUCAAGGCCCACAGACAAACACACACAAACGUCCAGCCCUCGUAAACAAGUCUCUCUCACAACUUGGUUGCCAGGAGACUUAGCCACAGGCUUUGAGAGUGAGGGAUAAUAAAAGAAAAGAAUAGCAAGAAUGUGUGUGUGUUUGGCCUCUCUUUACCACUGGUGGUUCGCUAUUUCUCAAGGACAGGCAGCGACAGUAUAGGGAGAAGUCAGAGUAGCCUCAGCCCGAGUUUAUCUUCACCAUCCUAGCUUGACGACACUUGAACCCAACACUGUGAGGACAUUGUCUAAACAACUGACCAGUGGAGAGCUGGAGAGAGGACCUGAAGGAGACCAGGGUCAUGCAGAGUAGAGGAUACGAGGAUUGUCACUUUGUCUGGACUGACAGGUUGGUUUAGCUCAUCUGUACUCUACAGUGCAAAAAAAUUGAAAUCUUACCAAGUAUAUCUGUUUAAUUUCCAGUCAAAAUAUCGAAUCUCUAAUAAUGCCAGGAAUCUGUGUGUGUGUACGUAUUAGAAUUGGUUCAGCUUCCAACAAGUAUCUUGAAAACCGGGCAAUCUGCAAAGUUCAUAUUUUGUGUCCUUUUUAGGUUCCCACGGAGAGCAGUGCCGCAAAAAAGGUUUGGAUAAGCAAUUCGC